Molecule: messenger RNA, 318 nt
Organism: Closterium sp. Yama58-4
Lineage: Eukaryota; Viridiplantae; Streptophyta; Zygnematophyceae; Desmidiales; Closteriaceae
Source: the annotation of a GenBank genome assembly
AUGCACCGUAGCACCACCCCCUCUGCGUCCUGCGUCUCCUCAUCAGCAGCAGCAGCAGCAGCAGCAGUAGCAGUAGCAGUAGUAGCAGUAGCAGUAGCAGCAGUAGCAGUAGUAGUAGCAGCAGUAGCAGCAGCAAUAGCAGUUGUAAUAGCAGCAGCAGUAGUAGCAGCAGUAGCAGAAGCAGCAGUAGAAGCAGUAAAAGCAGCAGCACUAGCAGCAGUGGCAGCAGCGGCAGUAGCAGCAUCAGCCCCUGCGGCCACAGCAGCAGCAACAGCAGCAGCAGGAACAUCCCCGUCCCUUUCUUCCUGCGUUUCAUAG